Messenger RNA from Stomoxys calcitrans (stable fly), 485 nucleotides. RefSeq lists its product as uncharacterized. The record is from RefSeq and is a predicted model, not a curated record. Lineage: Eukaryota; Metazoa; Arthropoda; Insecta; Diptera; Muscidae. The coding region runs from base 131 to 361 and encodes 76 amino acids. The transcript has 2 exons.
UUUGAAAAAAGUGUCUAUAAUAAAUUUUGGAAAAUUAGUUUUUCGAAAUUCUUCUUUGGCCUUGCACAUCCUUACCAAAUUCAAAAUAAUAGCCUUUCCCGCAAUACUUUGACUUCUACCAUACAAAAACAUGUUUCCCUCGAAUAACUUUUUUGGCUCCAAUCCACAACACAUCGAUCAAAUGGAACUUUAUCCCCAUCGUCGUGCUACAAGAUUUUUUCUAACACCUCAACCCGCAGAAGAGAUUCAAAGUCGCCAGCCAGAACAUCCGCGGGAUAAGUUGAACAAAUCCGAAAGAGAGCGAAUAGUGCCAGCACGUACUACACCUAUGCGUAGACUGCGAAAUAGUUAUUUUUCAUAAGACUUAUAGGGAACUCAAAAAUAGUAUUAGUUCCAUUCUUAUGUUCAUAUUUGAUUGAAAAAUAGACUAAAUUUGUUUUAAUUGAAAAGAAACCCAUUUCAUUUUCUCUAAACAUUAUAACCUA